Pararge aegeria (speckled wood butterfly) is the source of this 722-nucleotide messenger RNA. RefSeq lists its product as uncharacterized. The record is from RefSeq and is a predicted model, not a curated record. The coding region runs from base 39 to 722 and encodes 227 amino acids. The transcript has a single exon. NCBI's taxonomy places the organism in Eukaryota, Metazoa, Arthropoda, Insecta, Lepidoptera, Nymphalidae.
CUCAAGCGUAAAGAAUUUAAGGUUUAUUAAUAAUAACGAUGGUUUUAUUAAUAGUUAUGGUGUACCUUAUGAUAAGCGGAAGCUGUGGUGCGGACAUGUUUGAUAGCUUGAACGAAGCGCAAGUCAAUGGGGGUAAGGCAAUGGCCUGUGUGUCGGAUACUUAUGAGAACACGCUCCGUUCAUGCCAAGGUGUCAUAUGGCGGCAGUCUUCGCUUCUCGUGCGGGCCUCCUGCCUCAAAUAUGCACGAGAUCCAUAUGUACAGAAGGGGAUAACUAAUUGCACUCGUAGCAAUUCAACCACCACCAUCUUUACAGAGGAAUACUGUGAUGAUGAUAUGUGCAUCCGACACGUAAUAGCGAUUUACAUGCAUCCGCGAUUCCCUACGAUCGACUUGGCCAUACUCCGUCUUGAUGCUCCCUACUCUUCCGAAACACAUGCUCUUAAUGGUGACUUGGAACAAAAACUGAACGAAUGGGAGACAUUCAUAGUGGACUACUAUACUACAGCCACCGCCACCGGGGGUACCAUCCAAAUAAGACAUAAUCAAAUGUAUACUACCCCCGUGAAAAUGAUCCUUAUAACAGUUAUACUCCCCACUGCCUCAUUCGUUUUAUUCUUUUUAUACGUUAUAUUCUAUACAGGUUCCUCUGACAAAAACGUGGAUAAGGACAUACAAUACACAAGCCUAACUAACGAGGAAUUUCAAUCUAAAAUGAUUUAG